Messenger RNA from Paramisgurnus dabryanus, 7355 nucleotides. It is a transcript of the gene nod1, whose product is annotated as nucleotide-binding oligomerization domain containing 1. NCBI's taxonomy places the organism in Eukaryota, Metazoa, Chordata, Actinopteri, Cypriniformes, Cobitidae. Gene Ontology annotation, cellular component: cytoplasm. The record is from RefSeq and is a predicted model, not a curated record. Gene Ontology annotation, molecular function: protein binding. Gene Ontology annotation, biological process: regulation of apoptotic process.
AUAUAAUGAUAAUUAGAUAUAUUUAUAUCGAACACUCAAAAGAAUAAUCAAGACUGCUUUUAAGAGUCUUUUAAGAAUUAUUAAUAGGAUUAUUCUGGCUCCCAGCAAAUAAAACACAUAUAAAUAAAAUACAUACAAUAAAAUGAAAGGAAUAGUUUACCCAAAUUUGAAAAUCCUGUCAUUUACUCAUCUGCAAUAAAGUUCCAAUGCACCAUGGGACGAACACUGCAUUAUUUGACAGAAAACUUCAUCAAAUGCAACAACUCAAAAACAAAAAGUUCAAUAUGUCACAUAUCUUUGGAAAAGCUGAGAUUCUUGUGAUUCCUUUAAGAUACAAUCAACUCAACAGCUACAAUUAAUCAUUUUUAGGCAUUUUUUUGCCGUUUUCAGGAAUGCUAACCUGUAUGAGUUUCUUUAAUCUGUUAAACACAAAAGAAGAUAUUUUGUUAAAUAAUUGUAACCACACAUCAACAUGUGAAGAAUUUUAAAGAGUACCAAUUUCAUUGCUAAAAAAACACUAUUUUGUAUUUGGUAUAAUACAAUGUGUUCCCAUGGUUAAUGGUUAAAAACACAUUAUUUUCCACAUACCGUACAUUUUUGUAGCUCCAGAUAUCCCGUCUUCCUAAAAUGCACUGAUUUUGUACAAAACUCAUCGAUUUGAAAAGCUCUGUGUUCCUGAUUGGCCAGCUAAACUGUACGUUGUGAUUGGCCUGUAUACCUCUGACUUCAGCAGGAAAUGUGACGCUCCUUACCAUGUUUGAAAGAUUCAGUUGCUAACAAGAGUUAACUUACAGGCUGUGAAUCUGAAGCGUGAGGAGUUAUGAUAAUGUCGGUCUUUACUACAUCACCAAUCCCAGGAAGUACAAUCUAGUACAGGGGUUUUCAAACUUUUUGUGUGUGUGGACCACUAACUUAUUUGUAAUCAAGAAUUUUCGCGGACCACCUCAUAAUAGCCUACUCUAGUAAUACAAUAUGUCUACACACAGUCCUGAAUUUAUCUGCACCUCUAAAUAGGCUUACUAGCACUAAAACUAUAACUGGUUAUCACAUCAGUACAACAUAUUCUUAAAACUUAGUCUUAAAAAAUAUAUAUUAUUUUAUAUUGCCUUUACAAGGACCACCUGCAGUACCCUCACGGACCACUAGUGGUCCGCGGACCACAGUUUGGGAAUGGCCGAUCUAGUAGUCCAAGAAAAGAGAUUUACGUUGUUGAUGAUAACUCACGUCAUCAUUUACUUUGGGGUUUGUACCUUUUGCAUAUUGUUAACAUGAACUAAUACACACUUACACACCAAAGGAAAUGUAAAAUCGUGAAUUGGACCAUAGUUGCCCUUUAAUUUUUAGGUGAACAAUCCCUUUAUGAUGUGCAUUUAUUUUUCAAAGUUAAAGGAAUAGUUUACAAAAUGAAAAUUAGCCUUAAUUUUACCUUUAAGCCAUCCUAGGUGUAUAUGACGUUUUUCUUUCAGUCAAACACAGUCAGGGUUAUAUUAAACAAUAUCCUGGCUCUGUUCAGCUUUAUAAUAGCACUGGAUAGUGCCCCAUUUUUACCCUCAAAAACUAAUCCAUACAGUUAUUAAACGACUUCUAAAGUGAAGCGAUUGGUUUUUGUAAGGUUGGGUCUAGGGUGGCCAUUCGUGCCAGUUCCGCCAGACACGUCCUGAACAGGUUUUCGGGUGCGUUCUACGGAAGUCGCGUUGGUCGACCAUAUACGUCAUCAAGGUUUAAUAUUUCGGGUUUAAUUUCAGAAAAGCAACCAUUACAUUUAAAUGUAUAAAUGAAACUACAAUGAGUGUAUGUCUUAAAAUAAAUAAAUCUUAAUUUUCUAAAUGUAUUUUAACUGAAAUGUGAGAACCUCGAUGAUGUAUGCGGUGGUUGGGCAAGGCGACUUCCGGAGAACGAACCCGAAAUCCUGUUCAGGACGUGUCCGGUGGAACUGGCACGAAUGGCCGACCCUAGUUGGGUCACAGAUCAGCUUUUGCCUCAACUUAACUCUUUCAUGAGCACAUUGGCUAGGAUGACAUCCUACCUAUGUUCAUAAUGUAGUUUAAAAUGGAGUACUACUCAUUACAUUAUUUAAAUAAUAACUUUUUGAAUAAUUCCAACUUCAAAUACUGAAAUGAUCCACCCUAAACUAUAUUUAAAAACUGCUGUUUUGUUGUUCUUUGCUUUUCUGUUUUUUUUCUUUGUUUCUAUUUAAUGUGAAGCUUCUUUAAAAUAAUGACCAAUUGUGAAAAGUGUUGUCUAAAUACAAUUUUAUUGAGUUUAUAAAGUUUAAAAUUUAAAUUUUCCUUAAAAACUCAUUGCUUCACCUUGGAAGACAUUUAAUAACCUCAUAGAUUGUUUUUCUUUGAAAAUGGGGCACUAUCCAAUUCCAUUAUAAAGCUAAAAAAGCCAGCAUAUUAUCAAACAUGUGUUUGUCUGAAAUACAAAAGUUUACACAGUUAAAUAUGGGAUGAUUUUUAUUUUGAAGUGAACCUUUAAAGCUUAGGUUGCGUCUAGCUUAAAAUAAUUCAUGAUUAAAUGUUUAAUUACUUGAAUUAAUAUGUAGAUCUGUAUAUAAUAAAAAUAAGAAUGUAAUAAUGUGAUCUCAUAUGAAACAGAAAUGACUCAAGAGGUCAGAGGUCAUGUUGAAGUUUCACUUCCUGCUCGAGAUGAAUGCGCGAGCGCAGUUCUACGCCAUGCACGCGCUUUCGUUUUCUUUUCCGUGAGUAAUUAAAAACUUUAUAAACUUUACAAUGACGCGACAGGUGUGUGUGAGGCUCGAGCGUCGCGUCAGACGCGUUGAGUUUGGGUGUGUUUGCUGAGAGUUUGUGACGUUCAUCAGCUGGAUACUUAACGAGUGUCAAACGUAAACAUUUACCCUGGUUUAACCUCAGUAACCUACUGACCCGGUUCUGUAGAGAUGGGUUCUUAUCCAGUCUCAUAUGUGAAGCUUCUGACGGUUCAUCGGGAGCUUCUGGUGGAGCAGGUGAAGAACACGCAGUGUUUGCUGGACAAUCUUCACAUGAACAACUUCAUCUGUACUGAAGAUAUAGAGAUCAUACAGCGAAGUGCCACCAAAACUGAUCAGGUGCGUAAGAUCCUCGAGCUGGUCCAGAGUAAAGGAGAAGAAUGUUCUGAAUAUUUCAUACAUAUUCUUUAUGAAGCGUAUGAUGCUUAUAUUGACCUGCGCCCAUGGUUUCAUGACAUUCAGUACAGUCCAUCAGAUACUAUACAUCACAUACCUGUGGUUAACACAGAUCCCAUUAGCAAGUACAGUGAGAAACUCAGGCAUGAGCUCAAGAGAGACACUCAGUUCAUCACAUCAUACUCAAAGCGUGAAGAGACGCCGCUGGAGGAUCUCUACACAGACACACAGAUGGAGCUCGUAAACGACAAGGGCGAGAGCCUGGGCUUUCUCCAGAGUCUGGAUGAGCUCCUUGGAGAUCAGGGGGUCUUCAACCAGGAGGCCGAGACCAUCUUCAUCACGGGUGAUGCUGGUGUAGGCAAAUCCAUCGUUCUUCAGAAACUCCAGAAUCUGUGGUCCAGGAGAGAGCUGAAAACUCGCGCCAAGUUCUUCUUUAAAUUCAGGUGCAGGAUGUUUAGCGCCUUUAAAGAAACGGAUGAGAUCUCAUUGAGGGAUCUUAUCUUCAAGCACAACUGCUAUCCGGAUGGAGACCCCGACAACGAGGUCUUUACGUACAUCUUACGAUUCCCAGAGACCGUACUCUUUGCGUUUGAUGGGUACGAUGAAAUCCAAACAGACUUUGACUUGGAUAACGUGCCCGAGGUGGUCUCCCCAGAAGAAAAGACUCAUCCGCUUUUGCUUCUCAUGAAUCUGCUGUGUGGAAAACUGCUGAACGGUUCUCGGAAAAUUCUGACCGCGCGGACCGGCACGGAGGUCCAAAGCCGAGUGAUCAGGAAGAAGGUCUUUCUGAGAGGUUUUUCACCCGAGCAUCUGAGGACGUACACGGCUUUGCAUUUCCCCGAGGAGGAACAAAGGGCGAUGGUGCGAGUGCAGCUGGAUGCAAACCCUCAUCUCUGCGGUCUCUGCUCCAUCCCACUCUUCAGCUGGAUCAUUCUUAAGAGUUUCAAGCAUUUCUAUUCCAUCUACGAUGAUUAUAAAUUGCCGGACUCAUGCAUCACCCUCACUAAUGUUUUCCUGCUCCUCUCGGAGGUCUUUCUGGGUCAUACGACCGCUCGACCCGGUCUGCUGAAACGCAGUACGAGGUGUCCCUCCGAGACCUUUAAAUCCGGCGAGCAAAAGCUUUUGGCCUUCGCUAGACUCGCUCUGCAAGGUCUCGAGAGAGGUGCAUUUUUAUUUAGCAUUGAGGAGGUCACGUCUUGCGGAUUAGACGAUAAGGACCUUCAGUUCGGGUUUCUGAGGCCCGUUUGUCAUUACGAUACGUGCGGAAGCUCUGCCACAUUCGAGUUUCUUCACGUGACCCUGCAGGCGUUCUUAGCCAGUUUCGCUUUGGUCCUGGACACCAAGAUCACUCCUGACACUAUCCUUAAGUUUUUCUCCAAAUGCGAAUACAAAAAGAAGUCCCGCCUCUCUUGUUUAUCUUGUCUGGGAAAGUCACAACCCAGAGACAAGGAUCCGUUCCAGACCAAUGAGCACUUCCAGUUUACCAAUCUCUUCUUAUGCGGACUGUUGUCCAAGCCCAACGCCGCUCUUCUCGAGCAUCUCGUUCCACCGCUUUCACUCAACCAAAAGCGCAAGACGCUCAAAUCCUAUCUGUCUAACAGCGUGAAGUCACACCUGAAGGAUCUGCCUCGGCAUCCAGCCAUAGAAAUCCCGGGUUAUAAAGUGCACGCCAUGCCCAAUUUCUUAUGGAUGCUGCGGUGUAUAUUCGAGAUCAACAGCGAGAAAGUGGCCAAGAUGACGGCCAACGGCAUAUCGGCCGAUUACAUUAAGAUCGCCUACUGUAACAUUUACUCAGCAGACUGCAGCGCUCUGAACUUUGUGUUACAUCAUCGUAAAAAACACCUGGGGGUGGACAUGGAUAACAACAACAUCAGUGAUUAUGGAGUGAAACAGCUAAGACCCUCUUUCAGCAAAAUGACCGUGGUAAGAUUAUGUGUGAAUCAACUCACGGACGACAGCAUGGAGGUUCUGGCAAAUGAGCUCAUCAGAUAUAAAGUUGUCAAGAUUUUGGGCCUUUACAAGAAUCACAUCACAGAUGUCGGAGCCAAACUGGUAGCAGAGAUCAUUGAAGGAUGUCCUCACCUAAAGACUGUCAAACUCGGCUGUAACAAGAUCACAGGUUUGGGUGCCAGCUAUCUUGCCAAAGGAAUUCACAAGAGUAAAUCUAUCUUUGAUGUAGGAAUGUGGGGUAACUCGAUCGGUGAUGAAGGGGCGAAUGCUUUCGCUGAGGCUUUAAAGAAUCACCCAUCCCUAACAAACCUCAGUCUCUCCGCCAAUGGCAUCACAUCUCAGGGGGGAAAGAGUUUGGCAAAUGCACUCAAGGAAAGCACGAGCCUUCAUAUCUUCUGGCUCAUUCAGAAUCAAAUCUGUGAUGACGCAGCGUCUGAUCUCGCUGAUGCGUUCAGGUCAAACUCAUCGCUGACUCAUCUGAUGUUAAUAGACAACCAGUUGAGCGUUCAUGGAGCCAGACAGAUAGCUGACGCUCUCUCAAACAACACUACACUGAAAGAAGUCAACAUUAAAGGAAACCAAAUCUCUAAAGCAGAAGAAAAACUCUUUGAGGAAGAGAAGAGGCUUCGUUUUCACUGAGAGAUCUAUGAGGAAACUCCUGUACAGUAUAUUAAUGACACAUUCAUUCACAUCUACAAUGUAUUAUCCAUAUCUCACUCACAGUUUUAUAUCAAAGCCAAAUCAUACUUACACGCAGGCUGGACAAUAUCAUUAGUUUCAUGUUUUUUUUUUUUGCACUAUAUAACUCAGUAUUCAUGUUAUUUUUUCUUCAGAAUAACCCUUAUGUUAAAGAUCACAUAACACACAGUUUCUUUCAAUCUCAUGUUAAUCUUGGGUACCUAUAGAUUAGUGUUUAAUCCUUUAUAUGUCCAUAGUCUUUUGUGUUGUCAGAUUUUUUAAAAGACAGAAACAGCCUUUCCGUUUUUUUCCGAAAAAGGUUGAACUCUUGGAAGCGUACGGUGGGAGGAGAUAAAGAGUUACGAAUACAGCAUAGCUAUAUGUUCAUGUUGUUUACAUUAUAUGCACUUAUGCACUGAUUACAAAAAGAUUAGAUUUUAAUUUACUUACCACCUGUGGUUGUGACUCCUGAACGGCAUCUUUUAAUGUUGGGACCGCUCCGUCAUUCAGUUGAAAACGAAUUGGGCCUUGUUUGUUAAGCAAUCGUCUCCAAAAUGCAGGUAACAAACAUAAAACUUUGCAAUGAUCUUGCCGUCCGGGAAAAAAACAAACUGCAUUUACCGUUGUAUUGAGACAGGGUUACUUGGAAAGCACAAAAGACGCAUGUACCCCUAUCUUUCAGAUGUGAAAUCUAUAAAUCACAAAGGAUCUUGAAUUUUUGCGCAGCGGAGCAUUUUUAGAUCUCCGCCUUUAAACGAUGCCCAAUUAAUUUCAAUGACAUAUAAAAGAGCGUCUGUCAAUGUUUAAACCCUUUUUGAGCAUUAUGCUGCGUUUACACCAGCCGCGCUAGACUGAUUUCAAUGUUAAGUCAAUGUGAAGACACGUUGAUGUGCGUCUGGAGGUCUCGCGGCGCAAAUGAGGCGUUUAGUGCGGAGCGGUAGACGCAAUUACGCCUCGUUCGCGUGAAUUGAGCGUUACUGUGGAUUUUUGUGUACGCACACUUUACGAUUAAAUAUGUGCGUAUGCACGCUUUAUAAAUAAGGCCCUGGGAGUUGCCCACCAAAGUACAUUCUUUUAAUGGCCUCAAUUUUAAUAUUUAUUUGUUACAUAUUUUUUAUAUUAGCUUGGUUUGAAACAAUGAUUAAACAUAUCAAUUUUUUUGAGUUGACAGACACUAUAUAAAAAGUAGCCCUCCAGAUUGUUUUAUCCAUUGUGGAUGUAGCCCUUGUUCACAAAAAGGGUGGAGACCCCUAAUUUAAAUAUAUGAUGCCUCGUGAAGACUGUGAAACACUGAUGAUAAAGCAUUAAUUCUGAAUUUUUUUAUUAAAAUAGCUUUAAGUCAUUCACAAAAGUCUAAGAGUUUGCUAUAACGAGACUAUAAAACAUUUCUGCCUUGACUCUGAUACAUGUGAGUCUAAAGAUGAGGACGGUUUGUGAAACUAGACAAAAGCAGAAACAACUAUUACCCAGCCCUAAACUCACACAAUGAACAUCCAGACAAGAACUGAAAGAUCUGUGCUUGAAAAAUGUUGUUUUUUAAUGUCAUUAUCUCUGUACAUAAUGUUCACAUGGAAUGUUACAAUAAAUCAUUUUUAAAGAA